This is a messenger RNA of Moneuplotes crassus, 2152 nucleotides long. The record is from the annotation of a GenBank genome assembly. NCBI's taxonomy places the organism in Eukaryota, Ciliophora, Spirotrichea, Euplotida, Euplotidae.
AUGGAAGAGAAUCCUUGCUUUGUAGAAUACUUUAGGUGUGUAGUCUGCUCCAAAAUCUUUGAUGGCUCAGAAGGCAGAAAGUUUCCCUUUCAGUGAGGUCUCUGCAUGAGGUUCCUGUGAUGUAAUGAUCAGGAGCAUACCAGUCAAGAACAUUUUGAUAAAGAUGCAGGAAAAUGAGAAGCAGAGUCUAUACUAGAGGAUCUUAUUGAUGUCCAGGAGGACACUGUCGCUCAAGAAGAGCUUUUACAGCAGAAAUAUAGAUGUGGGAAUAAAAAUUGCACUCAAAAUAAUAUGGGAUAUGAAGAAGCCUUGAUGCAUAUUGGGAUCUGUACAGAGAAAAGUCAAGAGUCUAAGUUGAAAACUUUGCUUAAUCAGCUAAAUAGUAAGGAUGAACCUAUUGUUUGGGAUGCUUCUAGCCGAUGUAAGAGAUGACAAUGUAUUCCAUUCCAACCUAUCUAUUUCUGUAAAUGAGGAGUAGGCCUUUACUGUCAUUUCUGAAGAGCUCAAGAUGAGAAGUGCCUGACAUGAAACACUAUCAUUCGUUCUGUAGGGUUCAUGGAUCCUGAAAGAUUUUACAACAGAAUAUUUAAUCUACAAAUAAAGAGAUAUUUAUGAAGGUUCUGAGCAGAGCCUUAUACUUGGGACGCACUUGCAAUUCAUGAGCGUAUUUGAUUUGAGAUAGCAACUGAAAGCAAACUAGAAGAAAUUGAAAACCCUGAAAUUAAAAGCCACUAUUUAUUGAAAGAGGAAUAUUUGAGUGAAAUGAAAACGAUAUUUUGAGAUGUGCAAGAAAAGCUGUCUGAAAGACUGGAUCAAUUUAAGACUGAGCUAAUCAGAUUCCAGCAAAGAAAUUGAGAGCAGGAAGGAAAAAAACUGGAAAAGAAGAGAAUUAUAGGCAUAGAAAAGUAUAUUGCUAAGCUCAAGGAUGAAGAUAAGGUCAGAUUGUCUAUACAAGAGCUUUGAGAAUUGGUACAGAGUUUUCCUAAAAAGCUUGAGCCUCCUUCUCAAGACCAGAAUAUGUUUGUCAAAUUUAGAAAAUUUGAUAAGUCAUUUACAUAUUUCCAAUUCAAGAAGAAUAUAGUGAAUCCUGGAGAGCAAAGAAAGCUGGCUAAAGCUUCGAGGCCUCUUAUUCAGUCAGACGGGUUCAAGAUUAUCCAGACACCUUUAUCAAAUAGAGUAUUUUUAGUUGGAGGAGAUUCUAAUCCUUGGGGUACUUUUGAGUUUGACCUUGAGAACAGAAAAUUUCUACCUGAGGGAGAACUUAAAAAUGAGCAGGAACUAGAAGUCCCUCUAUCGAUAGGAAGAUCCCACCAUUCUUUAGUGGCAACGUGUGGUCUCAUUUUCUGUACAGGAGGCAAACCUAACUUUUUGAGAAGGAGAGGAGAAGGAGAAGAUGAAACUGAUGAAGCCAAUGGUAGAUUAAUUGAGGUAUUCAAGCUGAAGGAAGGCAGAUGGAUUGAAUAUAAUAACAGGCUCCAGAAUUCGAGAUGAUGCCACAGCUCCUGUAUCCUUGGAAGUUAUUUAUACCUAUUCCAAGGAUAUGAUGUCUCAGGCUAUGCAGUCAAUUCUGUAUCCAUUGAAAGGAUAAAGAUAGAUACCAAUGAAGCAACUUUAUUUUCUGAUCCCGGUUAUGAUUCUUUCUAUGUUAAUCAGGACGAUAACUUGGGAGAGAAUAUCAGGUCAUUUACUUCUAUUUUUCCAACCCAAAGUUUGAACCAAAUUAUUUAUUUUGGAUAUACAGGACUAGAAGAAGAUGCUUGACAGCCAUUGGAUCAGAAAGAUUUGAUUAGGACAGAUGAAGAUAACCAGAUUUAUCACAGAUAUUCCUUUAGAGAUGAGUAUCCAAGAUAUAACGAGUCAAAACUACAACUUGACUGGGAAAGAGAGGAGUAUCAGGAAGCUUUAAAUCAAAUCAGAGAUAGAGUACAAGAAUGUGAAGAAAUCCAGACGGUAAAAAAUCCUCUAUGUGAGGAUUAUAUCCAUCACCCUAUGUAUUUUAGAGGAAUUACUUUCUAUCAUUCAAGCAUUGAAAAGUUAUGAUAUUUUGAUGAUGAAGAAGCAUAUCAGGUUAGAGAGGUUCUGCCUCCUGAACAAGAUGUGGGAUCCGAUAGCUCCUCAGACUCAGACUUUUAAUUCAAUAAUAUUUAGCAAA